UCAAGAUCGCGGGUCGGGCCAUUUCGCCAUCAUGUUCGCCACGCUCAGGAACAAGUGCUGCCGGUAUCUGUGUUGCCGCAAGAUGGAAGCGGGCGGCACACCCGUGGGUGAAAAAAGGUGCAUCAAAGACAUUUCCCCAGAUACGGAGACCAGCGACGACGACGAAACCAAACGCCGCAUUCGCGCGCGCAACCAAGGACGGCGUUCGUCGGUGAGUUCGGGUUCGCUUAGUACAAAGGAGCCUGCUUCAGGGAAGAAGAUCGUCCCGAAGUCUGCUGCAACGAUCGAGCGGAUCAAGUGUGCCGUCGCGUGCAAUUUUAUGCUGAAUUCGCUCGGGUCCGAAGAGCUCAUGGAUGUCAUACAUGCCAUGGAAGAGCGGAAGGUGCAAGCGGGGGACACCAUCAUCAAACAGGGCGACGAAGGAGAUUACUUUUAUGUGAUUGACAACGGCGAAUUCGACGUCUACAAGAGCAGCACCCCCGGGGUUCCCGUGUUCCAUUAUUCGAACGAAGGGACGUUUGGAGAACUAGCUCUGAUGUACAACAGCCCCCGCGCGGCUACUGUCGUCGCUGUGUCGAGCGGUGCGUUGUGGGCUCUCGACCGCGACACGUUUCGGCGAAUUGUCGUCACUGCCAACAAGUCGCGAUCCGAGCAGAACGAAAAGUUCCUGUCGGGCAUGGACCUCAUGGCCAACUUGACGCCGUCCGAGGUGUCGACAAUCGCCGACGCCCUGCAACCCGUCACGUUCCGCGCCGGCGACGUGAUCAUUGAGCAGGGCGACGCCAACUACGCGUCCUUUCACUUUUACAUUUUGAUCCAAGGCACGUGCGCGUUUGUCUUGACGCAUGGCGAGACUGGCGACAGGACUCCGAUCGGCAACGUCGAGGCUGUGGGGUACUUUGGGGAAAAGGCACUGACGGAAAAGUCCAAGCGCGCCGUGAGCGUGAUCGCGACGUCAGAUGUCGUGCAUUGCCUCUCGAUGGACGUCGCCACGUUCGAGCGACUCAUGGGGCCAUUCCACGACGUCUUCCACCGAAAGAUCCACAGCUACGUGGACCCGACCAACGUCGUCGGCGCCACAAAUCGCGUCUAGCUGGAAUAAUAAAUGCAUCGGGUGGCGUGAGACAACGGGAACUACGGCCUCUGGUCCCACGACGCAGACCCAGCG
Molecule: messenger RNA, 1168 nt
Organism: Aphanomyces invadans
Lineage: Eukaryota; Oomycota; Saprolegniomycetes; Saprolegniales; Verrucalvaceae
Exons: 5
Coding region: 32-1093 (353 amino acids)
Biological process (GO): regulation of protein phosphorylation
Cellular component (GO): cAMP-dependent protein kinase complex
Molecular function (GO): cAMP-dependent protein kinase regulator activity
Source: RefSeq, a predicted model, not a curated record